Molecule: messenger RNA, 1394 nt
Organism: Balearica regulorum gibbericeps (East African grey crowned-crane)
Lineage: Eukaryota; Metazoa; Chordata; Aves; Gruiformes; Gruidae
Source: RefSeq, a predicted model, not a curated record
AUGGUUGUUGGACAGCCUCACUUUAUCCGCUGCAUUAAACCUAACGAUGAUCGAGAAGCACUGACAUUUUCUCAUGAGAGAGUUCUGCUGCAGCUACGAUAUACUGGAAUUCUGGAAACUGUCAAAAUACGUCAAAAAGGGUAUUCUCAUCGCAUCCUCUUUGAAGAGUUUGUGAAAAGGUAUUAUUACCUUGCAUUCAAGGCACAUGAGACUCCCCUUGGUAGCAGAGAAAACUGUCUUGCCAUUUUGGAGAAAUCUAAACUAGACAACUGGAUUCUUGGGAAAACCAAGGUUUUUCUAAGGUAUUACCAUAUAGAGCAGUUAAAUUUGUUCCUGCGAGAAGUUAUAGGGAGAGUGGUGGUCAUGCAAGCCUAUAUCAAGGGAUGGCUUGGAGCAAGGAGGUACAAGAAAGUCAAAGAGAAAAGAGAAAAUAGUGCUGUUACCAUACAGUCAGCCUGGAGAGGAUAUGAAGCUCGCAGGAAGUACAAGGAAAUAAGGAACAGAAGAACUGAUGCAGCUAUACAUAUUCAAGCAGACCCAGCUCUGCAGCCAGUUCCCUGGUGGCCAUUUAACCCACCAUCCCUCCCAGGUGUUGUGAAGGAACAUGACGGUUCAGAAAACUGUCUUGAACAGAAGCUGAGAACACCUCGUCGACGAUGUCAGCAGCCCAAAAUGCUGAAUAGCCCUGAGGACAACAUGUACUAUAACCAGUUAAAUGGAACUCUAGAAUAUCAAGGGAGCAAGAGGAAGCCAAGAAAACUUGGCCAAAUCAAAGUGCUGGAUGGAGAGGAUGAGUAUUACAAAUCAUUGUCAGCUGUUGAAUCUAUCCCUGAAGAUGACAGUUUUCUCAGUUCCCCAUCUCCUCCUUCUUCAAGAGGUGUGUCUUUUGCUCAAAGCUGAACCUCACUUACUCUAUUGACUAAUACUGGUAAGAGUAUUUUCCUGCUGGUGAUCUCUUCCAAUUAACUUUGUGCGUGUGUGUUUAUAUAAUAUAUUAAAAAAUACAAUUUCAGCUAGUAACUUUCUUUCACUAAUUAGGCCUGGUUUUGCAGCUGUAAAUUGUCCCAUUUAGCUGUAUUUCUAUAAGCAAUUCCAGUAAAGGGGAGCAGCGCUGCCUGUACAUGUUGAUGUUGGUAAUGGACACGUUUCUUUAGCAGCAAGGUUAGUUUAUACAGUUCCGACCACUUCUUCCCUGCUCCCCCUGGCUGCUGUUCCCACCCUGUGCCAUCCCUUCUGUUGUGCUGGCACAACUGCUGGUAGAGCUGUGUGAAAAAUAAGAUCAAGGAACUGAACUGGAUUAAAAGAACUCUGUACUAAAAAUUUUCAUUUGGGGUCAUAGUGAAAAUGUUUUGUAUUUCAUUAGACUGAUAUUAAACAUUAUCCUUUAUAACUUU